AUGCUCGCUGCCGCUGCUCGUCGUCAAUUCUGCUUUGCUUCUUCGCGAACAGGAGCAUUCUCUGCCCUGCCGCGCUCAGCAAUUGCACGCAACAUGAACACAAAAGUCAAUGGACCAGUCAUUGGUAUCGACUUGGGGACGACAAACUCCUGCGUCUCAAUCAUGGAAGGAAAAACCUCAAAGGUCCUUGAAAACUCGGAGGGUGCUCGCACAACACCCUCUAUUGUCGCCUUCACCAAGCACGGUGAGCGACUGGUCGGCCUUCCCGCAAAACGGCAAGCUAUCGUCAACGCGGCCAACACCGUGUUCGCGUUUAAGCGCCUGAUUGGACGAAAAUUCCAAGAUAAGGAAGUCCAAAGCGAUAUGAAGCACUGGCCCUUCAAGGUUGUUGCCGACAAGGAUGAACGACCUGCAGUUCAGGUAGAAAACAAUGGCAAGAAGCAGACUUUUUCGCCUGAGCAAUUGUCAUCGAUGGUUCUCACAAAGAUGAAGCAAACUGCAGAGCAAUAUCUGAACAAGACCGUAAACCAUGCUGUCAUUACGGUUCCUGCCUACUUCAACGAUGCUCAACGACAGGCCACCAAGGACGCUGGCCAGAUCGCUGGUCUCGAAGUUCUUCGAGUAAUCAACGAACCGACUGCCGCCGCCCUUGCCUACGGCCUGGACCGAGCUAAGUCGUCAGUCAUUGCCGUCUACGAUCUCGGAGGUGGUACUUUCGAUAUCUCCAUUCUCGAAAUGCACGAUGGCGUUUUCGAAGUCAAGUCGACCAACGGUGAUACCCAUCUUGGUGGAGAGGACUUUGACAUUGCUCUCGUCGACCACAUUCUGGGCGAGUUCAAGAAGGAGAAUGGCAUCGACCUCACCGGUGAUACCAUGGCCAUUCAGAGAAUACGAGAAGCAGCUGAAAAGGCGAAGAUUGAGCUUUCGUCCACCAACCAGACAGAGAUCAAUUUGCCAUUCAUCACAGCUGACGCUAGUGGACCGAAACACAUCAAUACCAAGCUGCUGAGGAGCCAGUUUGAGGCGCUCGUUUCUCCUUUGGUUCAGCGGACCAUUGAUCCAUGCAGAAAGGCCCUUUCCGAUGCGGGUGUCAAGGCAAACGCCGUUGACGAGGUUAUUCUUGUUGGUGGCAUGACACGUAUGCCCCGCGUCGUCGAGACUGUCAAGACGUUGUUUGGCCGCGAGCCGAGCAAGGGUGUCAACCCUGACGAAGCAGUCGCCAUUGGUGCCUCCAUCCAAGGUGGUGUUCUCGCGGGUAAUGUCACUGAUAUCCUCCUGUUGGAUGUCACUCCAUUGUCACUCGGUAUUGAGACGCUCGGUGGUAUCAUGACCAAGUUGAUUCCUCGCAACACGACCAUUCCAACCAAGAAGUCGCAAGUUUUCUCAACUGCCGCUGACGGUCAGACCGCUAUCGAGGUCAAGAUUUACCAGGGCGAGCGUGAGCUUGUUCGUGAUAAUAAGCUGUUGGGCAACUUCAACCUCGUCGGCAUCCCACCUGCACCUAAGGGCAUCCCCCAGAUUGAGAUCACCUUUGAUAUCAAUGCUGACGGUAUCGUCAACGUGGGUGCCAAGGACAAGGCGACUGGGAAGGACCAGUCGAUGACCGUGGCCUCCUCGUCGGGUCUCAGCGACAAGGACAUCGAGAAGAUGGUUGCUGAUGCCGAGAAAUUCGCCGAUGAGGACAAGGCCCGCAAGGGCAUCAUCGAAAUGGCCAACAAGGCUGACUCGUUCUGCGCAGACACUGAGAAAGCUAUCCAGGAGCAUGCUGCUCAGCUUGACAGCGAGGAGAAGACCAAACUUCAGACGCUUCUCACGGAGCUUAGGGAGAUUGCCGUCAAGGGCCAGACUGGCGAUGCUUCCGUCUCGGCUGAAGGUAUCAAGGAAGUCAUGGACAAGGCGCAGACAGCCAGUCUAUCUCUCUUCCAAAAGGUGUACGAGAAGAAGAACGACGAGUCCAAGUCGGAGGAGAAGACCACGCCAGAGGCGGAGGUCGUUGACGAGAAGCCGAAGAAGGACUAG
Molecule: messenger RNA, 2019 nt
Organism: Serendipita indica DSM 11827
Lineage: Eukaryota; Fungi; Basidiomycota; Agaricomycetes; Sebacinales; Serendipitaceae
Source: the annotation of a GenBank genome assembly